AACAGCUCCUUGCCUCGCGCUGCAGGCGAGCUCAGCGCGCAGGAGCCGCAGGUGAACGGGCUUCCCAAAAAUCUCUCCUCCUGCCUCUCCCAGCCGGAGCCCAUGGCGGAGGAGAAGACCUUCCGCUACGGGUUCAUCAUCUUGGGUUUCUUCCUGGUGAUGGUGGGGAUGUUCAUCAUGAGCGUGGAAAAGCCCCAGUACUACAUCACCUUCUGCGUCCUGGGUGUCCUGCUCGUAGCCGUGGGCAUCACGUGGAGCAUGUGCCAGUGCUACCCAAAGAUAACGUUCAUCCCUGCGGACCUCGAGGCCGAGCGGUUCCUGGAGCAUAAACCCAUGGUGCUGCCGCAGAAGGACACCGGCCUGAUUGCCCCCUGCCCCAACCAAGAGGCCAGCAGCACCUACGAGAAGAGCCUGCCAUCCUACGAGCAGAUACAGAGGCAGGAGGUCAGCUCGGCUCCACUCCCACCCUCGGCACAGCCCAGACCCCGCAGCUGCUCCCAGUCAGCCGUGCAGGCAAGAGCAGAGAUCCACCGGGAGCUCCAGGGUGCUGGGGACCCCUUCCAAGAUCUGCCAGCUCGCCUGGAAACAGCAGCAGGCAGCAGCCCCGCCCGGCCAGCGCCGGGGGAUGCUCCGCUGGCCUCCCUGCUGGAGGAGAUGGACACGCCAUCGCUGGAGGGCUCCGUGCCCGGCAGCCCCACGCCACAGAGCCGGACCCUGCCCUGCAGCACCCCGAGCAGCUCCCCGACGGGGGGAGAGCACCCCCGAUCCCCUCGGAAAGGCUCCGGGGAGGAGGAUGACCUCUACUACGGGCUCCGGGAGGAGCCGGAUGCUCUGCUCAAGGAGAGCGAUGGACUUUUUGAGCCUGAAAACUGAUUUCCUGGAAAGAAUGGCCACUGGGCAUGGACUCGCCUCGUGGAGGGGACACACGGGUCACAGCCUGGAGGAAAAGGGGCUGUUCCCAAAAGUGCAGUGGCCCCAGGCUCCUGCCUGCCCCUGUGCCGUGCUGCACCCCUUGUGCACACCCAGCCUCCGGAGGCUGUCAUUUCCCCCGAACACAAAGGGGGAGCAACAGGAUAUGAGACAAGGCACCCUCGCCAAAGGCAUUUGGGUGGGCACAGAGAAGCUGGGCUCUGCAGGAUCUGGACUAAAUACUGUGCUUGGGAAGGGAAAGGAUUGGCUGUGCUGUUUGGAACAUGAUCAGCUUUAGGUGGGUAAAACGUGCUCAAUGCAGGUGGGUUUUACCAGACUUUGAGAUGUCCUC
Messenger RNA from Hirundo rustica (Barn swallow), 1261 nucleotides. It is a transcript of the gene BSND, whose product is annotated as barttin CLCNK type accessory subunit beta. Gene Ontology annotation, biological process: chloride transport. The record is from RefSeq and is a predicted model, not a curated record. Bases 103 to 873 code for a protein of 256 amino acids. Lineage: Eukaryota; Metazoa; Chordata; Aves; Passeriformes; Hirundinidae. Gene Ontology annotation, molecular function: chloride channel regulator activity. Gene Ontology annotation, cellular component: basolateral plasma membrane. The transcript has 4 exons.